This is a messenger RNA of Mucor mucedo, 306 nucleotides long. RefSeq lists its product as uncharacterized. The record is from RefSeq and is a predicted model, not a curated record. The transcript has a single exon. NCBI's taxonomy places the organism in Eukaryota, Fungi, Mucoromycota, Mucoromycetes, Mucorales, Mucoraceae. Gene Ontology annotation, molecular function: DNA binding. The annotation marks the transcript as partial.
AAGAAGAGGACUGUCACAUCUUAUGAUACUCAAACCUCACUUUAUCUCAAGUCAGUCUUCUUUGAGGUGUACAGUCAACAAGCAAAACUUACAAAGGAACAGCGUGUGAAGGUGCAAGAGAAAACAGGUUUGCCUUCUCGCAAUAUUACGUACUGGUUCUCGAAUCAUAAAAGACGAUUUCAAAAUACACUCAAGAUUUAUAGAAAAGCUGUUCGAGAAAGUGAAGGAGAGGUCAAAAGCUACAAUGAUUUUAUUCAGUGGCGUCAAAGUCAUGGCUUACCGGAUCAAGUAACACAAAAGGAAGUG